Messenger RNA from Caenorhabditis briggsae, 1374 nucleotides. The record is from RefSeq and is a predicted model, not a curated record. The coding region runs from base 1 to 1374 and encodes 457 amino acids. Lineage: Eukaryota; Metazoa; Nematoda; Chromadorea; Rhabditida; Rhabditidae. Gene Ontology annotation, biological process: tRNA splicing, via endonucleolytic cleavage and ligation. Gene Ontology annotation, cellular component: tRNA-splicing ligase complex; nucleus. Gene Ontology annotation, molecular function: RNA ligase (ATP) activity. The transcript has 4 exons.
AUGCCUCGAACAUUCGAAGAGGAGUGCGGGUUCAUCAAUCGUCUCACGGAGACCAAAUUCCAAAUUGUCAAAGGAUUCGUGCCGAAUAUGAAUGUAGAGGGGCGGUUCUAUGUGAAUAGUCGACUCGAACAGCUCAUGUUCGAUGAAUUGAAGUUCUCGUGUGAUGGACAGGGAAUCGGUGGAUUCUUGCCGGCUGUCAGGCAAAUUGCCAACGUGGCAUCGCUGCCGGGGAUUGUGGGACACUCGAUCGGUCUGCCUGACAUCCACUCUGGCUACGGUUUCUCUAUCGGCAACAUUGCCGCAUUCGACGUCGGCAAUCCAGAAGCCGUCAUCUCCCCAGGAGGCGUCGGAUUCGAUAUCAACUGUGGAGUACGUCUUCUGCGAACGAAUCUCUUCGAAGAAGACGUGAAACCGGUGAAAGAGCAACUCACUCAAUCGCUUUUCGAUCAUAUUCCGGUUGGAGUCGGGUCCCGAGGAGCGAUUCCAAUGCUAGCGUCGGAUUUAGUAGAAUGUUUAGAGAUGGGAAUGGAUUGGACACUACGAGAGGGUUAUUCAUGGGCAGAGGAUAAGGAACACUGUGAGGAGUACGGUAGAAUGUUGCAAGCCGACGCGUCGAAAGUUUCGAUGAGAGCCAAGAAGCGGGGAUUGCCACAGUUGGGAACCCUGGGAGCCGGAAAUCAUUAUGCGGAAAUUCAAGUGGUUGAUGAGAUUUAUGAUAAGCAUGCUGCCAGUACAAUGGGAAUUGAUCAGGAGGGACAGGUGGGCAAAAACUACUUUGCCGGAAUGGCAGCCGCUGCGAAUUUCGCUUGGGUCAACCGCUCGUGCAUCACAUUCUGUGUCCGUAACGCCUUCCAAAAAACCUUUGGAAUGUCGGCAGACGAUAUGGAUAUGCAAGUGAUUUAUGAUGUAUCUCAUAAUGUUGCAAAAAUGGAGGAGCAUAUGGUUGAUGGGCGGCCGAGGAAGCUUUGUGUUCAUCGGAAAGGAGCGACAAGGGCGUUCCCGGCACACCAUCCACUGAUUCCCGUGGAUUAUCAGCUGAUUGGACAGCCAGUGUUGAUUGGUGGAAGUAUGGGAACGUGUAGUUAUGUGCUAACUGGAACUGAGCAGGGAAUGGUGGAGACGUUUGGGACCACGUGUCAUGGAGCGGGUCGCGCUCUCUCCCGUGCCAAAUCUCGUCGUACAAUCACUUGGGAUUCGGUGAUUGACGAUCUCAAAAAGAAGGAAAUUUCCAUCAGAAUCGCCUCACCCAAACUGAUCAUGGAAGAAGCGCCAGAAUCGUAUAAGAAUGUCACUGAUGUCGUCGACACGUGUCACUCGGCUGGUAUCAGUAAUAAGGCUGUCAAAUUGAGACCCAUUGCUGUUAUUAAGGGAUAA